Neolamprologus brichardi is the source of this 2776-nucleotide messenger RNA. NCBI's taxonomy places the organism in Eukaryota, Metazoa, Chordata, Actinopteri, Cichliformes, Cichlidae. The record is from RefSeq and is a predicted model, not a curated record.
UUUUUCUGCCUUCGCGUUUUUUCGUCUUUGCCCUUCUUGUCCCAGUCUGCCCUCCGUACCGUGAGAGGCGUUAACAGCGGAUAAGACUCCGGUGUUGUUGUGGAGAUUAGGUUCUUAUUGCCGAUACCCAGCGGCUCAAUUCACAACUAUCAGCCGGACUACCAGAGCUAGCGGCGGCUACAGCGGAGCAGCGGCCCGUCCGAGCAGCCGGAGGCGGUGUGUCUCUGGCAGCAGUGUGUGGGUCAGGUGGCUCCAGUCAGACACCAUGAGCUCUAAGGGAGGCGGCACCGCUCUGACCCGCCGUAACUACAGGCUGGCGUCAGACAUGGACAAGCCGAGAUCCACAGGUAUCGUGAACGAGAAGCUGCUGAGCGACUACCUACACCAUGUGUUUCCCUCCACCAAACAGGGACCCACAGUGGCCUCGCUCAGGAAACCUCUGGGUUUCCAGGAUCUACCUGCUCACCUGGAGAAGCUGCUGUCUGAGGACACGCCUACCGAGGACGGUCAGGCUGUGGACGGUCGUCUGGGUCCUCAGCCCGUUGUCCUCGAUCACACCAGCGGCUUUGAAGGGCUCCUGUUUGUAGACGACGACCUGCUGGGGGUCAUCGGCCACAGCAACUUCAGCUCCAUCCGAGCGACCACCUGUGUUUAUAAAGGGAAGUGGGCCUACGAGGUGCUGAUCUCCUCUCAGGGUCUGAUGCAGAUAGGCUGGUGUACCCUCAGCUGUCGCUUCAAUCAGGAGGAGGGUGUAGGUGACACGCCAGACUCGUACGCUUACGACGGAAACAGAGUGAGAAAGUGGAACGUGACGACGACAAACUACGGAAAGUCGUGGGCAGCAGGAGACAUCGUGAGCUGUCUGAUAGACCUGGAUGAAGGAACCAUCACGUUCUGCCUGUGAGUUCCUCUGUCCUUUCCUUCCCUCCUUUCCUCCGUUUGGUCGUCUUUUUACAUCUUUGGUCCAAACCGAGAACUUCUGAUCAUCAACCCCACGUACCCCGUGGACGGCUACCUGCCCCUCCAGAACCCUCCAGCUGCAGACCUGAUGAAGGCCCACAAACUGCUGGGCUACAUCAAGAACGUCCUGUCCACCGCCAUCGACGCUCAGGAGGAGAGGCUGGUGGAGAAGGACUGCGCCGUGUGGAGGCUUCACGGAGAACCCACCGUCCUCGUCACUCUGGCUCACAUCUUUAACCACUUUGCUCCACUCAUGUGUAAGGUGUAUCUGGUGGAGGACGUGCUGAUGAACUUCCUGCUGGGGAUUCUGGAGGGAGGAGGUUCGGUGGACGAACACCCGCUCAUCCAGCAGCUGCUCGACCUCUUCUGGCUGCUGAUGGAGGGUAACGGCAAACACGCACAGAAAUGCAAGACGUGUAAACAGAAGAAGAACCGGGACGCGCUCAGCUCCGCCUCGUGUCCGACUGUACAGCUGCGUUUUCAUCAUGACUUCCUGUUUCGAGCUAAAGUCACACCAAAACACGAAACGCAGACCACCCACCUGUCUCCUCUGACCUCUGACCUCUGUUCUCCUGCAGUGGUGGAGGAGUUGCAGGUUCAGAUCCUGAGGCUGCUGCUCAAUAACAAGGACAAGAGCACGGGGGAAGCAUCGCGCUACAUUUUCCUCAACAAGUUCAGGAAGUUCCUGCAGGAAAACGCCAGCAACAGAGGGCACCCCACGGCUCUGUGUCCGCCUGAGUACAUGGUGUGUUUCCUGCACCGCCUCAUCACAGCGGUCAGAGGCUGCUGGGACGAAGGACAGCGCAAGAGUCCGAGCAGCGUGAGCAGCGACGGUACGACACGCUGUGCUACACAAUUAAUGAUGGCGUGUCUGUUUCAGAGGGCCGACAUCCUGGAGGAGCUGCAGAAGAGCCAGAAGGUUUUUGCAGAGAAGCUGAACCACCUGAGCAGGAGGCUGGCCUGGAUCAACGCCACCAUCUACUCCAAGGAGAAGAUGCUGGACAUCUACUGGCUGCUGUGUGUCUGCAUCCGCACCAUCGAGCACGCCGACAACACCGGCUCUCUGUUCGCCUUCACAUCAGAGUUCUACCUCAACGUCGCCAUGAACGCGUACAGCGCCCUGAAGAACUACUUCAGCCCGGCUAACGGCAUGGACGAGCUGCCCGGCUACGAGGAAACUCUGACUCAGCUCGCCGCCAUCCUCGCGAAGCACUUUGCAGAUCCACGCAUCGUUGGGACAGAUAUCAAAGACUCUCUGAUGCAGGCGCUGGCCAGCUACGUCUGUUACCCACAAUCCCUCAGGGCAGUGGAGAGGAUCCCGGAGGAGCAUUUGACUGAGAGGAGCCGUCUCCCUGCAGCUCUGCUGACCUUCAUCCUCUCUCUUCCUCAGGGUUGUGGUUUUGGCUACAGAUACACUCGCCUCCCUCAUCUCCUGAAAACCAAACCAGAGGACGCCAACCUGCCCAGUCUGCAGAAGCCGUGUCCGUCGUUGCUGCUGCAGAGACACAUGGCGGAGCUGCUCAGCAUGGAUAAAGACAUGGCCGCCUCUUUCCUCAACAGCGUCCUGAACCAACUCAACUGGGCCUUCUCCGAGUUCAUCGGCAUGAUCCAGGAGGUAAGAACAACCAGCAGAGACCUGGAGAGCAGCUGUCACCAGGACACUCAGUCCAAGGAGCUGCAGCUCCAGCUGUCACCUGUCCGGAAGCUUCGCUGCUGUGACUCUACGAGUUUCCAUCGCCUCCUCUGCUCGCCACAGAGCGCUCACGCUGUUGUCGCCUACAUGUACACCGGGAAUAACGAUGCUAAUGCUAGUUAG